CAACAUAAGAAAGACGCGAUCUUAAAUUACCAUAAACUGUCGACUAUAGCAGCCUGCCUGCGUAUUUUUUCACUUUCUGAUUUAUCCUUUUUUAUCCGCACAAAUUAUUCAGCUAAAGAAAUGUUCUCUGUUUACAGGUAGAGAAACAAAACAACUAGUUUCUUACAAUGCACGUCUUCUUUUUCUUCUCUUUGUUUCUCAUUUACUUCGAGACUCUUGAACACGAUAAGAAAGCUUCGCUUGUUUCUUGUCAAAUUUCAGAGUAUCUCUUCACCGCUGGAACCAGAGCUCUCCGGUUUGCCAUCGCUGGACCGGAGUUUCAUGCAGCCAAGACCGAGAUCGAAUUGUAUCCGUUAGAUUUCCCAGUGUGAUUCCACCUUUCUGAAGAUUCUAAGCCUUUAGAAAGAACCAACUCACCGGAAACUUCCCUUGUAUGAUUUCAUCAAAUCUCAAGAACUCGAUUCAUCUCUAUCUACAACACAGCCGCCUCUCCGGUCCACUACCACCGAUUCUCUCGGAGUUAAAGAGUCGAUCUAAUUUUGAUCGGCCAAGCCUGACGCAAAUCGACCUGUGGAACAAUACAAUACCAAAAUCUUUUCAAAGAUUCCAAAGUUGAUCCUUUUCUGGCAACAUCAUAACCCAAAAGGAGAAAGAAACACAAAGACUUUCCAGAAUAUCUUGUAUAAUGAUGAUCACUUGUUUCGGGAAGGCUAGAAUCUCAGGGAAGUUUCGGAAGAGAGACUCUUCAUCGUCUUCUCCUCCAAGAAACUGGACAUCUAAAGACGAUAACACUGAAGAAGAAGGCAGCAAGAUCAUCUUCUUCGGGGGAAAGAACCAUUCAUUUGAUUUAGAUGAUCUGCUAAGCUCAUCAGCUCAAGUUUUGGGUAAAGGCGCUUUUGGUACAACCUAUAAGGUAACAAUGGAUGACAUGAGCGCUGUCGUGGUGAAGCGUCUGAAGGAAGUAGUGGUGGGGAGAAGAGAAUUUGAGCAACAGAUGGAGAUGAUUGGCAUGAUCAGACAUGAGAAUGUAGCUGAGCUAAAGGCUUACUACUUUUCCAAAGACGAUAAACUCGCUGUUUAUAGCUACUACACUCAAGGAAGCCUCUUCCAGAUGCUGCACGGAAACAGAGGAACGUAUGAUCGAGUGCCUUUAAGUUGGGACGCUAGAUUGAGGAUAGCAACAGGAGCAGCGAGAGGCUUGGCUAAGAUCCAUGAAGGGAACAACGGGAGAUUCAUCCAUGGGAACAUCAAAUCAUCAAACAUCUUCUUAGACUCGCAAGGCCACGGCUGCAUAGGAGACAUUGGCUUGACGACCAUCAUGAGAUCUCUUCCUCAAAGGACUUGCCUUAGUUCAGGUUACCACGCACCUGAAAUAACAGACACGAGAAGAAGCACGCAGUCUUCAGAUGUAUACAGCUUCGGGGUGGUUCUACUCGAGCUUUUGACUGGGGCAAGUCCAGCGAUUACAGAGGCGGAACACAGUGGUGAGAACAUGGAUUUGGCUAGCUGGAUAAGGAAUGUGGUGGCGAAAGAUUGGACAGGGGAAGUGUUUGAUAUGGAGAUUGUGAGUGAAUCAGGUGUGGAGGAUGAAAUGGUAGAGAUGCUGCAGAUAGGAUUGGCUUGCGUUGGUGUGAAGCAACAAGAACGACCUCAUAUAGCUCAAGUUGUGAAAUUGAUUCAAGACAUUCGAUCAACCGAGUGAAGGAAGGAAGGAACACAAAGUUUUGGUAGCCUUAAUCCACAAAACACACAAAAUCAAUUCUUUCUUCUUCAAUGAUCAUUUUUUUUUUUUUAAAUUCAAUUUGAA
Messenger RNA from Brassica oleracea var. oleracea, 1807 nucleotides. RefSeq names its product putative inactive receptor-like protein kinase At1g64210. NCBI's taxonomy places the organism in Eukaryota, Viridiplantae, Streptophyta, Magnoliopsida, Brassicales, Brassicaceae. Gene Ontology annotation, molecular function: protein kinase activity; ATP binding. Gene Ontology annotation, biological process: protein phosphorylation. The record is from RefSeq and is a predicted model, not a curated record.